AUGGAAUUAUACAAAGACUUAUACACUACCAAGGUUGUACAGGGAAACCUCAGCGACAACCUUUCAAAAAUCCAGCUUGGAAAGAAGCCCCUUAUAGUCACCACUAGUCACUCAUCUGACAAUUUGGGCAUAAUAAAAACACUCACCGACUUUUUUACAACCCAACAUGUAGUCCCUGUUAUUUACAGAGGGAUCACUCCAAACCCUCUUUACGUCUCUUGUGAAGAGUGCGUCGAUUUAAUUAAAAAAGAGCACUGUGAUUAUGUUGUCGGCAUUGGUGGAGGGUCUGCGGUUGAUGCGGCGAAGUCAGUGUGCAUGAUGGCAAAAGGUGUUGAUGUACUUACUCAAAGUGGAGUUGGACUUCCGUUAGUAUGUAUUCUUACACUCUCUGGAAGUGGUACCGAGGUGACUCCAUACUCAAUUCUUACACUCCCGAACGGAAGCAAGAAAAGUGUGAUGGGGCAUUUAUUCCCAACAGUUUCCAUCAUUGACAAAACAUUCCAAGCGACUAUCCCACCCCUUUACAGAUACUCUCUUAUCGCCGAUAUCAUGUCCCAUUGUGUUGAGUCACUUCUCUCAGUCAAAGCAACACCACAAUCGUCUGCCGCUAGUUUGGACGGGAUGAAGAUGAUCUACAGAGACGUAUCGACUUUUGACAUCACAACAAUUGACACAAUCAAUGCCUCUAUCAUUGGAGGUGCUGCAAUCACAGUCGCAGGAACUUCUGUGCCUCAUGGUUUGGGCUAUUACAUGACAACCAAACACAAUCUACCACAUGGUUUCGCAUGUGCUGUGUUUUCUGAGGCUUUUUUGCGUCUUUGUGAGAAACAAGCAAUAGUCGGCGACAGACUCAGAGAUGCGUGCAAGUCGAUGCACAUCACCUGUUCACAACUUGAGUUAUUUAUGCACACUCUUGUAUCAAAGUAUGGCGAAGUUGUUGUUCAAAAAGACGAACUUGAGGUGAUCUGCAAUGAGUUCUUUGGGACAGGGAAGGACCAUCAACAUCCUGUUCCUCUUGUUCGUGAUGAUGUGCUUGAAAUCAUUAAGAUGUCUGUCAAGUUGGAAUAA
Entamoeba invadens IP1 is the source of this 1068-nucleotide messenger RNA. Its product is annotated as alcohol dehydrogenase, putative. The transcript has a single exon. Gene Ontology annotation, molecular function: metal ion binding; alcohol dehydrogenase (NAD+) activity. The record is from RefSeq and is a predicted model, not a curated record. The coding region runs from base 1 to 1068 and encodes 355 amino acids. Lineage: Eukaryota; Evosea; Mastigamoebida; Endamoebidae.